AUGUGGCGUCUCUGCUUGGCUGCUGCGCUUAGCCAAGGUGUUACUGGACCUUGGCUUGCGAUGAUGACAAUAACUUUCAGUGCCAGCAUUACGCAAGAAGAAGUGGACAAAUUAGCUUUCUGGACCAUCAUCGUUAGUAGCGCUUUGAGCUUGAUAGCAUCGCGAUUGGCAGACGCAUUUCAAGGUCAUCUGAAGGUCACCCUUUACACGCUGCUGACGAUAUCGUCGGCGAUGUUUCUAUGGAUACUCCUGCUGGACGAUCGUAUGUUAGCCUUCCACAAGGGUGAGCUGUACACCGCGGUAGUCCUGGGAAUAUCCGCCAGCUGGUCCACCCCCGCUCUUUUUCUUGAACUCGCCUCCGAGAUUGCGUUUCCGGUUUCCGAAGCCAUCGCUGGAGGUUAUAUGAUUUUCCUGUCGAAUCUCGUUGGCGCGCUCUUCUACUUCUCGUACUUCCUUCCAUGGAUGAGUAAGGACCCAUGCAGGUAG
Messenger RNA from Nylanderia fulva, 486 nucleotides. Lineage: Eukaryota; Metazoa; Arthropoda; Insecta; Hymenoptera; Formicidae. The record is from RefSeq and is a predicted model, not a curated record.